AUGUCCUGCUCUGUAUCGGUUUAUUGCGAAGAUGAUGUCUCGAGCGUCCGCCUCCGCGGCUCGGCUGCGGCCCGCCUGAAAAAGGGUUCAGCUACUACCAUCGACGGCUUGAGGAAGCUCACAUCAAUGGUCGGGAUAAAGCCAUGUACCCGGGAAAGUGCAGCCGCAGCUUGCAUCAGCCGGCUCGUCUCAUGCAUGUCGAAAAGUGGAGCAAGCGGGAUUGGCGUCGAGCUGCAGCCAUGGUAUACAAGUACUCAUUCCGAUCCCGAGAUCAGUCGAGAAGUGAAGAAGAAGGGUGGGGACCCCCUGGCGUCGUCCGGAAGUAUUUCCGUAGCCCACACGGAUCCAUUGCCGGGGGCGUCUGGGGGCUGCUACAGAUCUCCCGGCCUAGUCCGCCUGGAGGGACCGCAAGUGACGGCGUGCUACGGGCAUCUGUGCGCCGCAGUACUGUACGAAGGAGCCGGCGAGCAUCACAUGCCCUCCCGCGUGACUGAGGAAAUUCCCGGGUCAUGA
Postia placenta MAD-698-R-SB12 is the source of this 513-nucleotide messenger RNA. RefSeq lists its product as hypothetical. The record is from RefSeq and is a predicted model, not a curated record. NCBI's taxonomy places the organism in Eukaryota, Fungi, Basidiomycota, Agaricomycetes, Polyporales, Adustoporiaceae. Bases 1 to 513 code for a protein of 170 amino acids. The transcript is spliced from 4 exons.